Messenger RNA from Ziziphus jujuba (common jujube), 998 nucleotides. Its product is annotated as small ribosomal subunit protein uS9c. Gene Ontology annotation, biological process: translation. The transcript has 2 exons. Gene Ontology annotation, molecular function: RNA binding; structural constituent of ribosome. Gene Ontology annotation, cellular component: plastid small ribosomal subunit; mitochondrial small ribosomal subunit; ribosome. The coding region runs from base 147 to 767 and encodes 206 amino acids. NCBI's taxonomy places the organism in Eukaryota, Viridiplantae, Streptophyta, Magnoliopsida, Rosales, Rhamnaceae. The record is from RefSeq and is a predicted model, not a curated record.
UGCUACUUUUUGAACCAAAGUAUCGCUUCCCUUGUUGGGGGUCAGUAACGUCAAUUCGAACACAUUAUCCCCUUUGCACCUGCUCAAUUUCUCUACUUGGAGCUCACAGUUCCACAGAACGAACACCCAGAGAGAACGUUUACAGGAUGGCUGUUUCAAUUGCCUCUCUCACAUCUUCGCUCUCUUCUCUCUCGUUUUCCUCUCAUGUUUCUCACAAACCAAACAGCCUUUCCUUUACCCGCUCAAAGUCAGUCUCUGUCUCGCACGUGGCCAGGAUUUCUCCUCUGGUUGUAUCAGCAUCGGUUGCUACGCUGGAAAACUUGGAGACUGAUGACCUGAAGAAGUACGUGAAAUCGAGACUCCCCGGUGGCUUCGCUGCCCAAACGAUUAUCGGCACCGGUCGCCGUAAAACGGCCAUUGCGCGCGUUGUUCUCCAGGAAGGCAGCGGCAAGAUCAUCAUCAAUUACCGCGAUGCCAAGGAAUACCUCCAAGGAAACCCAUUGUGGCUCCAAUAUGUCAAAGUUCCCUUGGUCACUUUGGGAUAUGAAAGCAGUUACGAUGUAUUUGUCAAAGCUCAUGGUGGUGGUCUCUCCGGUCAGGCUCAGGCAAUCUCCCUUGGCAUUGCCCGUGCAUUGCUAAAGGUGAAUGAGAACCACAGAGCGCCACUGAGAAAAGAUGGCCUUUUGACAAGAGAUUCGAGAAUUGUUGAGAGGAAGAAACCUGGUCUCAAGAAAGCUCGUAAAGCUCCCCAGUUCUCCAAACGUUGAAGUUGCAUUCCUCCGUUCUCAUGGACCCAAAGAAGGGAAAAACAAAAGGGCCUUUCGGCUUUUGACUGCGUAUGUCUAAAUUUCAGUUUUGUUUGUAGAUUCCUUGUAUGCAAAGUGAUUCUUUACUUCCUGAAUCUAAUCUUUUAGGUUUAGAUAUGAUUGAAUUGUAUUACUUUUGCAGUCGAAUCUUCCUACAUAUAUAUAUAUAUAUAUAUAUAUAUCUUCAAAUUA